CCAAACUCCAAAAAAAAAAAAAAUCCAAAACACACUGCCACCCACCGUGCCCCCGCGCCCCGCGUCCAUCCCGUCCCCGGCCUGCGUGCAGUGAGCGCGGGGAGCCCACGGCGAGUGUCUGUGGCUGUGCCAGGCUGCAGGACCGGCGUGCCCCUGAUCAGAGUUAUUCUGAUCUGAAGAAUUUGGUGUUUAAAGCAUUAAGAUAAUAGCCUGAGUUGUUCAUGGAGUUUUUCAUCAGUAUGUCUGAAACCAUUAAAUAUAAUGACGAUGAUCAUAAAACUCUGUUUCUGAAAACGCUAAAUGAACAGCGCCUGGAAGGAGAAUUUUGCGACAUCGCGAUCGUGGUUGAGGAUGUGAAGUUCAGAGCACACAGGUGUGUCCUUGCCGCGUGCAGCACCUACUUUAAAAAGCUUUUCAAGAAGCUUGAGGUCGAUAGCUCUUCAGUAAUAGAGAUAGAUUUUCUUCGUUCUGAUAUAUUUGAAGAGGUCCUGAAUUACAUGUACACAGCAAAGAUUUCUGUAAAAAAAGAAGAUGUUAACUUAAUGAUGUCGUCAGGUCAGAUUCUUGGUAUCCGCUUUUUGGAUAAACUCUGCUCUCAGAAGCGGGAUGUGUCUAGUCCGGAUGAGAACAACGGCCAGUCCAAGAGCAAGUACUGCCUCAAGAUCAAUCGCCCCAUUGGAGAUACUGCUGACGCUCAGGACGACGACGUGGAGGAGAUCGGAGACCAGGAUGACAGCCCUUCCGACGACACGGUAGAAGGCACCCCCCCAAGUCAGGAGGACGGCAAGUCACCCACGACGACGCUCCGGGUCCAGGAGGCGAUCCUGAAAGAACUGGGGAGCGAGGAGGUGCGGAAAGUCAAUUGCUACGGCCAGGAAGUAGAAUCCAUGGAGACCCCCGAGUCCAAGGAUCUGGGGUCCCAGACCCCGCAAGCCUUAACCUUUAAUGAUGGAAUGAGCGAGGUGAAGGACGAACAGACCCCCGGCUGGACCACAGCCGCCAGUGACAUGAAGUUCGAGUACUUGCUCUAUGGCCACCACCGGGAGCAGAUCGCCUGCCAGGCCUGCGGGAAGACCUUCUCCGACGAGGGCCGGUUGAGGAAGCACGAGAAGCUGCACACGGCCGACCGGCCCUUCGUCUGCGAGAUGUGCACCAAGGGCUUCACCACGCAGGCCCACCUGAAGGAGCACCUGAAGAUCCACACGGGCUACAAGCCCUACAGCUGUGAGGUGUGCGGCAAGUCGUUCAUCCGCGCCCCGGACUUGAAGAAGCACGAGCGGGUCCACAGCAACGAGAGGCCCUUCGCCUGCCACAUGUGCGACAAGGCCUUCAAACACAAGUCGCACCUCAAGGACCAUGAGCGCAGGCACCGGGGCGAGAAGCCCUUCGUGUGCGGCUCCUGCACCAAGGCCUUCGCCAAGGCGUCCGAUCUGAAACGGCACGAGAACAAUAUGCACAGCGAGCGGAAGCAGGUCACCCCCAGCGCCAUCCAGAGCGAGACGGAGCAGCUGCAGGCAGCGGCCAUGGCCGCGGAGGCCGAGCAGCAGCUGGAGACCAUUGCCUGCAGCUGAGGCGGCAGGGAUGCUAGGCCCGCCCCGCCACAUCCCGCCUCCUGCCUCCGGGCGCAGGAACGCCAGCCGCUGCGGUCGGUGCGAACUUGCCGAGCAUCGCACUCGCAGGACUUAAGGCUGUGCCUGGUUGUGUGUUUUUAAAACUUUGCAAGGAAAUUCCGCUCCUUGGUUCUGACCACACAGUUUCACUGUCCGGUCUGGUGUCCAGUAUUAAUGUUGCCAGUAAGCACCAACCCCCGCCCCCCCGUCCUCUUUUUUAUUUCUGAUUGUCAUUUGCGGACUCCCGUGUCCCGUUCAGAAGUGAGAGACUUCUAUCCCUUUUUCUUAAAUUCCCCUUUACGCUUGUUGCACCAGUGCGUGCACUGCACAGAGUGAUAAUCAAGUAAAUUGAUUUCCUGAUCAUCACCAUUCUGUGUGACUUAGGGUCACAUUGGCAUUUUCUAAGAACUUUGGGCAAAGUACUUGGUGUAGACGCAGAAAAUACUGGUGGGUGGUUGACCAGGAACCCUGCCUAUUCAUGAAAACAAGUGCUGGAAAUGCAGAAUGGUCUCAGAUUUCUAUAUUUGGUUUGUUACUUUUCUAUCACUGUUUUUCAUGGGUUUUGUGGACAAAUAAUGGUUGUUUGCAGAAGUGUUUCUUCAUCCCUUUUGAUUGCCCAUACCUACUCCAGACAUGUCGUCACACGUCCCCAAGGCUGAGCAUACCCACAGGCAUGUGGGUGGUCUGAGGGCUGAGUUUUUUUCAUUCCUCUUAUUUUGGGCAUUGCCAGUCUGCAGCCGCUGGGGUUGGUGGGAUGGACCAGUGGUGAGAGGGUUAGAAAGGGGAGUGUCAGAAUCUGGCUCUCAGAGACCAGGUUUGCACAUUUGCAACAAUUCCAGGAUUUCCUAGAUCAGAAUGAUUCCUAAGUGAUUUUGAAAUUGGGUUUUUAUUUAGGAUCAAAAUUAGGACAAGAACGGGUAUGCCUCUUUGGAUACAUUUGUGUAGCCUAAAAGAAUGCAAUCCAGCUUUGGGGCUCUCCGUAGCACGUGAUUUAUCCAUAAAGGAGAUGCAAUGUCCUUCCUUAAAUUAACACGUUUAAAAUCUUUUAAGUGUGUAAAUAGUACAGAAGCGUUGGUCUUGUGUAUCUCAAGUACAAGUAGACAGCUGCACUUUUUUUUUGCACAUUGGAUUAAAGUAACUUCCAUCAGCAACAAACAUCAGUCUGUUUUUAACCAAUAUUAAAGAUUGUCAGACCAAAUGUUCAUGUUCUUGAAGUAUAUUUCCUCACUGGUUACAGUUUUAAGUAGAAGUUGACUGCCUUUUCAUAGCCGUAAACAGAAUUAUAAGUGCUGUUCCAAUUCUGGUGUAAGAAAUUUCUUUUUGAACAUUUUUUUAAGGAAUAUAUUGAAAUACCAACAAUAGUUUGCAUUUUAUGUUCUGUAAUAAAAUAAUAGUCAGUUAUUUGGAAUGUACCAUUUUAGAAAGAUGUCCAUUUUAUAAAUUUAUUUUCAGUUGCUAGGAUUUUUUUUUUUAACCAUACAUUAAAGUCAUGUCAUUUCCUAGCUCGUUGCAUUAACACCUGUAAUUAUUACUGUGAGGGAAAUGUUAUUUUUUAAAUUGGUGUAUAUGUUUUGCCCAGGAUUGUAGGAUAAAGAUGUUACCUUUUUAAGACACUUAUUUAUUGGUAAAUGUUUAAUUUAGUUUAAAAUUAAUUUAAUUUCUUUUCUUAAAAGUUGAUUAUUUUGUCCUAAAAGUAGUCCUGUCACUGUGUGUUUAUAUACUAUUAGUAGAAGGGGAACCAGUGGCUGUUCCAAGGCUGUUUUAACCAAAGCAAAGGAAACGUAAUUGAACAUCUUGUUGAUAGCUACUUCAACAAAUCAUUCUGGGGGCCUUCGUUUUUUGUAUAUAAAAGAAAAUAUACUUCUAUCA
Molecule: messenger RNA, 3479 nt
Organism: Phacochoerus africanus (Common warthog)
Lineage: Eukaryota; Metazoa; Chordata; Mammalia; Artiodactyla; Suidae
Gene: ZBTB14
Product: zinc finger and BTB domain containing 14
Exons: 3
Coding region: 222-1571 (449 amino acids)
Biological process (GO): regulation of transcription by RNA polymerase II
Cellular component (GO): nucleus
Molecular function (GO): DNA-binding transcription factor activity, RNA polymerase II-specific; protein binding; RNA polymerase II cis-regulatory region sequence-specific DNA binding
Source: RefSeq, a predicted model, not a curated record